Molecule: messenger RNA, 309 nt
Organism: Pyrenophora tritici-repentis Pt-1C-BFP
Lineage: Eukaryota; Fungi; Ascomycota; Dothideomycetes; Pleosporales; Pleosporaceae
Source: RefSeq, a predicted model, not a curated record
AUGGCCAUGGCUUCGGCAAUGGACCUCGUUGGCGCGCAGUGCGACGCCGACACAUCUGAAACAGGGCUACGGUUGGACGAACGGUGCGGAGAUCAGGCGGCGAAAAUGGGCUGCAUGGCUGCAUGGCUGCAUGGCUGCAAUCAGAAGAGAAUUGGCCACGGCAAAAAGGGUGGUGUCUACUUAGUUGACGAUGAUUUGCUUGUACUGUACGAGGUUGUCGUCUGCAGCACGUCGUUUGCAGGAGGUCAUGUUAUGCAGACAGACGAGACACAACAAGACGACCGACCACAACAGACGCAGACGGACUGA